This is a messenger RNA of Myxocyprinus asiaticus (Chinese sucker), 4488 nucleotides long. RefSeq names its product acyl-coenzyme A thioesterase 11-like. The transcript is spliced from 15 exons. The record is from RefSeq and is a predicted model, not a curated record. The coding region runs from base 2443 to 4152 and encodes 569 amino acids. Gene Ontology annotation, molecular function: thiolester hydrolase activity; lipid binding. NCBI's taxonomy places the organism in Eukaryota, Metazoa, Chordata, Actinopteri, Cypriniformes, Catostomidae. Gene Ontology annotation, cellular component: extracellular exosome.
AGCACGUCUAGUCUUGACUGCAACAUAGUUACAACGGUUGCACGUCUGUUCGGUACAAUGUAAAUGUACUGCGUUAACCACAAACUUACACAUAACAUAUACUUAUGUUAAAGAAAGUGAGUUUGUAGAUUAAGUUAUUGGUACAGCGAAUAAAAUGGAAAGUUAUUUGACAGUAAAUUAAAAGAGUUUGACUUUAGAAGUUACGGAAGAUUGCGCAAUCAGUAAGAUUGGAAGUAAUACGUUGCAACGUGUAAUUGCAAGUUGUGAGAUUUACGUGUAAUUGCAAGUUGUGAGAUUUACGUGUAAUUGCAAGUUGUGAGAUUUACGUGUAAUUGCAAGUUGUGAGCUAUUUAGAUACAAUGACAUCACCACCAGUUUAUUUCUGAAGUGCCUCAAGAUGUUCAGUGUGCUGGCAACUAAGAUGAAACUCAAAGUUUUCAACUUCAAGUCUACUGGACCAGGGGGAAAAAAAGAGUUUUUUGUAAUUUUAUUUUAUAUAUAUAUAUUUAAUUAUUAGUAUUCGUUCAUGUAAAUCCUUUAUGUAGCCUACUUUUUAGAUAACCAUUUUAUUAUUACAUUACCAGUGCUGGGUAACAUGUAAUCUGGAUUACGUAAUCAGAUUACAAAACCAAAUUCUUGUAAUUAGAUUAAAUUACAUUUUAAAAUACUUGUAAUCAGAUUACAUCAACUUUUUGUGUAUUACAUAAUUACAUAUUAAUCAGGCAAAGGCAGUAAAUUGUUUAUUAUUUAUUUAUCCCUCUAAUUCUUCUUCUUCAAUAGUUUACAUGUUUCAUUGUAAAUCAGCCUACAGCUGAUGUAAAUUCGAUAAGUCUUCACAUUUUUUCAAAUGGAGGGGGUCGGUAGUGUUAUUGCACAUACAGACCUGAUAUUAGCCACCAGCCAUAAUUACACUGAAAAUGGAGCGGUAACCACACAAACUGUAAAUGCACAACAGAUUAGUGCAGUAAAGUUGUUUAGUUUCAUGAAUUGCUUUUGUACUCGCUGUUAUAAAAUUUACAUGAAUGCGCUUUUGCAACAACUUUUGUGACAUCGAUUCACACAUAUAACUGAUCUGAUCUGUUGUCAUUUGUAAUGACAAAAUUUCCAGAGUACAAACAUUUUAAGUGCUUUUUUUAUUUCACUUAGAAACAGACAAAGAAAAUAUCAUAUUUUGAUCCAUUAAGUACAUUUUUUACUUUACAUUUAAGCACCAUUGUCAAAAUGGUACAAUCUUAUCCUACUCAAAUGCAUGUGACAUCAAAUAAACAAGAAUUAGGUCAAAAGUAAUCCAAAAGCAAUCAGAUUAGAUUACCUAAAAAAGGUGUUGAUUCCUAUUUUAGUCAUGUAAUUUGUAAUCAGUACCAGAUUACAAUUAAAAAGUAAUCUACCCAGCACUGUCCAUUACAAAACACCUCUAAUAAUAAAUAAAUGGAUAAAUGAAUAAAUCAUUGCAUUAAACACUAACGGUUCAAGGAACGAAAACCGAAAACGAAUGAAAGUUUUAGCAGAACGUAACCGAAAACCGGAACAAAGUGAUUUUCAAUUGUUCCGGAGUGAAAACGUUAUUUUUAAAUGCUGGAAAGCGGUUAUAACUGGUUAAUUUUGUUACGAUAAUUUUUUCAUGAAACCAAAUGCCAAAGGGUUUAUCACAGUAAAUUUCUGGAACUACAUCACUUAAUGUUCCCCGAAAAAAUGAAAUGUGCUUUGAUCCUGAAGGAAACUUCUGCAUCACACAUUCUUUGCCUAAUUGCCUGUUGUGGAUGUCGCAUUCUGUGAAUGAAGAGCUUUUUAACAACUAUGUAUAAUUACUACAUAUACAUGCAUGGCUAAUCCAGGUAAAAUGAAAACAUUAUUAGAGGUAAAAAGUACAUUUCUCAGUUGUUUCCAAGUCUUCACUGAUUUAUUGUUAGAUAUGAUGCAUUAAUACAGAUUGGAUGCCGCUGGGUUUUGACUCAGAAACAGAUCUGUAAAUAAAAUUAUACUUAACUUUUAAUUAACUUCUUGUUAUGAUUUCUAUGCUGAAAAAUCCACCACACUGGGGGAAAAAAACCCUGCUUAUUUUGGUGAGGUAAGUGGCUUAUUUUGGGCUUGUUUUUCCAGACAAUGUUGCUUGUUUGUCUUGCGAGAUCUGGGAACACUGCAAUUUGGUAUUUCACCCACCCCUUAGCACAGAUUACUGUCAUUUUUAAAAGAAUGUUAUUAACCGUUCUUUUAUUUUGUUCCUAACUGGUAACCUUUUGGAAAGGAGGCUGCAGAACUUCUGAACCGGAAUGAAAAAAAUACAGUUUUUGCUCAGAACAAACCGAAAUGCAGAACAUUUUGUUUUUAGUCCCUGCUUAUUUAAAAUUCAGCAUCACUUUUAAUACUUGUGUGGUAAUUGAUUUGUAAUAUUAGUAUGUAACAUUUUAGUGCUCUCUGCAAAAGGACCCUAAACCCAUCAGCAUGGCAUCAGAGUCCAGUCUUAUGGAGAACCUACAGGACCAUCAUCUGGAGGGUGAAGGGCAGCAUCGCAACCCUUCAGAGGUGAAGAUGAGCCAGAUAGUGCUGCCCUGCCAUGCAAACAACUGCAGGGAACUGAGCAUUGGACAGCUGCUCAAAUGGAUGGACUGCACAGCAUGUCUGUCCGCUGAGAGACAUGCUGGAUGCCCCUGUGUAACAGCAUCUGUUGAUGACAUCUACUUCGAGCACACCAUUGGUGUUGGACAAGUAGUCAACAUCAAAGCCAAAGUCAACAGAGCCUUCAACUCAAGCAUGGAGGUGGGGAUAGAGGUCAGCUGUGAGGACCUGCAUAGUGGCCGACAUUGGAGAGUCUGUCAGGCUUUUGCCACAUUUGUUGCCAGACGCACAGGGACAAACAAGGUGCAGCUUAAGCAGGUAGUUCCCUGCACACACAGAGAGCAGGUGGAGCACAGUUUAGCAGCUGAGAGGAGAAGAAUGAGACUCAUUCACCAUGACAUCAUGCAGGACUUGCUCAAUAACAAGACCUUCCAAAGAAGUAUCAGUGAGGGAGGGAUUGUUUAUGUGCCAGGGGCAGAGAGCCGUGAUGAAUUGGCGGCUGUUUCGACAGAAAGAACUCGAGUGGAGAGUGUUGAGCUGGUACUUCCUCCCCAUGCCAAUCAUCAGGUCAACACAUUCGGAGGCCAAAUUAUGGCCUGGAUGGAAAAUGUCGCUAAUAUCGCAGCCAGCCGUUUAUGUAAUGCUCAUCCCACCCUGCGGACCAUAGACAUGUUUUACUUUAGAGGCCCCUCCCAGGUUGGAGAUCGCUUGAUUCUGAAAGCCAUUGUCAACAACACAUUCAAGAACAGUAUGGAGGUAGGCGUAUGUGCUGAAGCCUAUCAAGGAGAGGAACCUCUGAGGCACAUUAACAGUGCCUUUAUGACGUUUGAGGUGCUAGACGAGAAUGGAAGGCCACGCCCACUGCCCCCUAUAAAACCUGAACCUCAGGAGGGGAGGAGGAGAUACCAGGAGGCUCUUGCCAGGAAGAAGAUUCGGCUUGAUAGGAAGUACAUCAUCUCGUGUAAGCAGACCGAGGUGCCGCUGUCCGUCCCCUGGGACCCCAGUAACCAGGUGUAUCUGAGCUACAACAAUGUGUCUGCUCUAAAGAUGCUUGCAGCCAAAAACAGUUGGGUCCUCAGCUCAAAGAAGAACCUUGUGAGUCUGUAUACAGUGGAGGAGAGUCAGAGUCUGUGUUUCAGGGUGGAGUCUGAGGUGGAUGUGCCAGCACACAGAGCCUUCACCCUCGUCUCAGAUCUCAGCCGCAGACACGAGUGGGACCAACACUAUACUCUUUGUGAGUUACUGAUCAGGGUCAAUGAGGAUGAUUGCAUCUAUCGAGUUGUCACUCCCUCAGUUGGUGAAGGAGGAAAAGUUCAGGACUUCAUUUUAUUAGCUUCUAGAAGACUGCCCUGUGAAAGGAUCCAUAUGUUAUUGCCCUACAAUCAGUCACCCUACCUACCCACCCGCCUACAGAGGAGUUCAACAGGGGUGAGGUGGUCUGUGCUGGGUUCAUCAUUUAUGAGGUGUCAAAAAGUGUCUCGAAGAUUUCUUACUAUAAUCAGGCUGGUCCAGGAGUACUGCCAUACAUCUCCACUGACAUCGCAGGCCUCUCGUCCAGUUUCUACUCAACAUUCUGUGCAUGUAGCCAGUACCUGAUGGAGAACCGAGUCACUUCUCCUCUACUUGCCUCUGCUACAUUAUAACCUCCUGUUGUUGGUCUGAACACAUCGUGAUCUGCUACAACUGAUGUUUUUACCUUAUAUGUAAAUGCAUGCUUUUAAAAAAUCCAAAAUUCAUAAAUGUAACAUUAUCCAUAUUGUACUGUUAACAGUUUUGGGAUAGGAAAUACAUUUUUGUGUUUGGACAGUUAUGUAGGAUUUAAAAAAUGAAUGGGAAUGUAAAACAUUUAAAAAUGAAUGUGUUUAGCGAUUAUGUGCAAACAUUGCAAUUUAACGUUCAAACUGUUUAGGGGCAUUUUUGUACUGUAUGUUU